GUCAGUGUGAGGAGAGGGACUCGGGGUGGAAACCUUGUGAAGCCGUCCUCUUCGCUACAUCAUCCGCUGUACCACCAUGUCCAAGCCGAAGUUUCAGACGGAGUGGGAGGAAAUUGACGAGGAAUAUCAACAAUUACAGGAAACACACAAAAUAUACAGGCAAAAACUUGAGGAGCUCACCAGCCUACAGGCAACAUGCAGCAGCUCCAUCAGUAAACAGAGGAAAUGCUUAAAGGACCUACGAUACAGCUUGACCAAGUGUGCAAAGUCAUGUGACGAGAAAGAACUGGAACUAAUAACUGACAUCAAGACACAAAUCAAAGAUAAAGAAAAUGUCUUCUUUGAUAUGGAAGCGUAUUUGCCAAAGAGAAAUGGGCUGUACCUGAAUUUGGUCCUGGGUAACGUGAACGUAACGCUUCUCAGCAACCAGGCAAAGUUUGCCUACAAAGACGAGUAUGAGAAGUUCAAGCUUUAUAUGACAAUAAUCCUGAUGUUUGGAGCAAUAACCUGCCUCUUCUUUCUCAACUGUCGGGUCACUGAUGAAAUCUUCAACUUUUUGCUGGUGUGGUACUACUGCACUUUGACCAUAAGGGAAAGCAUCCUAAUGAGCAAUGGCUCCAGGAUUAAAGGCUGGUGGGUGUCUCAUCAUUAUGUAUCCACCUUUCUGUCAGGUGUGAUGCUCACCUGGCCAGAGGGGCCCAUGUAUCAGAUGUUUAGAAGCCAGUUUCUUGCUUUCUCCAUAUAUCAAAGCUUUGUCCAGUUCCUCCAGUAUUACUACCAGAGCGGCUGCUUAUACAGGCUGCGAGCUCUGGGAGAGAGAAAUCAGCUGGACCUCACAGUGGAGGGAUUUCAGUCCUGGAUGUGGAGAGGCCUGACUUUUCUUUUGCCGUUCCUCUUUUUUGGCCACUUCUGGCAGCUGUACAACUCGGUGACCCUGUUUCGCUUGGCAAGACACGAGGACUGCAAGGAGUGGCAGGUAUUUAUGCUGGCGCUGACAUUUCUCGUCCUGUUCCUGGGAAAUUUCCUCACCACAUUAAAGGUCGUCCACCAGAAGGUUCAGAAAAACCAGGAUACGGUGCAAAAGAAUGAUUGAAACCAAAACUCAAGCAAGACACGUCAGAUUCUCACAAAAGGCCAGUAAUUUUGAAGCAACGCGCACAAUUGCUUGACAGGCUGACCGCAGUCCGAUCAGGCCGGGAGAAGACGAAGCUGAAACCUCUGUUUCUCUCAGGCUUUGACGGCAGCAGCAGCGUCCAGCCAAAGUAUCUGGCCAACAGGCUUCUGCUUUUCUAAUGACUUGUCGUCGAUGUUGCUGCGUAGUCGGUCGCAACACUAAGUGAUGUUCGCCUGACAGACGAACAGUUUGUCGCUUAACCCUGUACAUACCAACAUGUGUGGAAAGAAUGUGUGUUUUAUUGUGUCAAGUGCAUGAAUCUGUCAGAGAGCCUUUGUUCAAAUCAUAUGCAACUAAAAGGGGGCAGGUAGCAUUGUUUCAACAGAAUAUAGUUUGCCUUCGAAGACCUAAUGUCUGUCACGCACAUGCUUCAUACUUCUGUGAAGUAGUCAUGGUCAAACUGUCUCUGGGCUGAACACAGUUGUUCAAUGUGGCACUCUUCAUGAAUUCGCAAACUUUUUUUUUUAAUGUGUAGUUCUCAAUUCCUGUUGUGCUAUCUCACCACUAAACACAUUUUGUUAUUUACUUCAGAAACUGUAAAUGUUAUACUUGACUGCCCAAAAUGACCUUCGGUUUUCAAACCCCUCCUGAUGUAUUUUGUCCAUCUGGAGUCUGCUUCUCCCUUCAGGCAGCAGUCACAAAAGCCAUAACUGUUUUUGUAUGAGCUAACUGCUAAUCUUAUUAUGUGGCUAAGUCACAAGAACGCACACAAAAACUUGUACUGUCUCUGAAAAAACGGUUGUUCUUAUGCGAACUCCUUCCUAGUAGUAAGACUCUUAAUGUUUUCAUUAACAAAAUGCUACUGUGUCCAUAGGUUUAGUAUGUUUCACGUACACGUAAAGGUGCAAUAUGUAAGAACUGGCCAUUGUUUAAUUCAUAUUCCAAAGAAAUGGGGCGCAGCGUAUUAGCAAAGUAACUGCUAGUUAGCUCAGUUAGCUGUGCAGCUAGCGGUCGGAACUGGGAGCUCGGUUCACUGGAAGAGCAUUGGUGAUUACAUCACUGGCAGGGGAGCGUUGGACUGGGAUAUGUCGGGGCUAGCAGGCUAGCAUGCUAACUUCAUGAGAUCACUGCAACACUGUACAUGUCAAAAAGUCAAAACCUGUAACUUUCGACAAAAUAUUUAAAGGUGCACUAUGUAAGACUUUCAGAAACGUACUAAAACUAACAGCAAAACUUUAGGAAAUAUUGUUUUUUUAUACUGUCAGUGACUUGUAUGUAUUGUGUUGUGUUGAAGAGAUGUCUGCUGAAGUAAGCAUGCUAACAAGCUAGCAUUGGGCCUGAAAACCUCUUUCACCAAGCCGCCAAAGCUCCCGUGAUCGUGGCAUAAACCCCAACACUCCCCUGGUGGUCCAGCUAGCUGGAUGUCUAACUGAGCUAACAAGCUAACGGUACCUACAGUCCUGGCUGUAUAAAAAAGAAAACAGCUGGCAGUUACUCUGGUGAUAUGCUGCCUCAACUUGUUGGGAGUAUGAAUUCAAGGUGGCUGAUUGUUAUACAUUGCACUUUUAAAUUUGAUUUAAAAAUAAAAUUGCGUUUUAACACUUGAAGUCUACGCACAGAUUUUGCUCUAUAACCGGAAAAAAAACAACAUGCUUUUAGUUCCCUCUUGUUAUGUGAUGUUUUUAGAAAUGUAUUUUGAUCAAAUGCUGCUAUUAGCACCAGUACUGUAAGACUUUAAAAUACAGAGGGAUGACUGAAAAUGUGCUGGAUUAUUGUUUUUUUCUAAUAACAAUCAACAUAAGAAAUAUUUGUAUGAAUUAACUUAUGACCAGAUCUGGAGCCUCUGCCCUAGUUCACUGUCAUGUCGUCUGGUCACUGUGUCAUGUUUGUUCUGUGAUAUUACACAAGGGUCUUUUGUUUGUUUUGUUUUUUUUCAGCUAAAGGUCAGACGGGCUCAAACGAACAGCUGUAGUAGUGUCAGGUUCUCCAAUGCCUUAUUCUCCCUCCAGCCUGUCACAGCAAAGUAACAACAACAACAACAAAAAAAUGUCCAUCUCAUUUCAUCUGGAAAGUCAAAA
Acanthopagrus latus (yellowfin seabream) is the source of this 3192-nucleotide messenger RNA. It is a transcript of the gene tmem120b, whose product is annotated as transmembrane protein 120B. Gene Ontology annotation, cellular component: membrane. The record is from RefSeq and is a predicted model, not a curated record. Bases 77 to 1093 code for a protein of 338 amino acids. Lineage: Eukaryota; Metazoa; Chordata; Actinopteri; Spariformes; Sparidae. The transcript is spliced from 12 exons. Gene Ontology annotation, biological process: fat cell differentiation.